CGUCAUCCGUCAUCGUUCUUCUCUUGUUAUUGAACAAUUUCGAGUGCUCCUAACUCUUUAACAUUACCUGAAACCAUUUGCCGCAAAUGAUGAUGAUUUAUAUCAUGACUUUGACCAAAUGACAUUUGAGGACAAUUGACAUUGACAACUUUAGGAGCGACUGCGAUGCGAGUUUUUUGUUGUGAACCGCCAGAAACGCGCGUGGAAAUUCCAAUAAAAGAAGAAAAAGAAACAUAAAUAUUGCACAAAAAUAUUUUAUCAGCCCAGUCCACUCAUAUACUUAGGUGUAUAAGUGAUAAAAACACAAUGGAAUUUCUAGAAUACAAUGAUGUAUCAGCUGAAAUAAAGGGAGCUAUGGUUCCCGGUCGUCUAAAAAUGACUGACCAAAACAUAAUAUUCAAAAACAGCAAAACCGGGAAGGUGGAGCAGAUAUCAGCAAAUGAUAUAGAUUUAGUGAACUUUCAAAAGUUUAUUGGAUCAUGGGGCCUGAGAGUGUUUCUGAAGAAUGGUACCUUGCACAGAUAUGGUGGAUUUAAGGAUGGGGAACAAGAGAAGGUUGCAAAAUUCUUUAAAUCUAACUAUAACAAAGAUAUGUUGGAGAAAGAGCUAUCACUGAAAGGUUGGAACUGGGGUACAGCAAAGUUCAAUGGUGCAGUUCUAAGUUUCAAUGUUGGUUCCAACACUGCUUUUGAGAUACCACUGCACUAUGUGUCACAGUGUAAUACUGGUAAAAAUGAAGUCACACUAGAAUUCCAUCAGAAUGAUGAUACUCCUGUAUCACUUAUGGAGAUGCGCUUCCACAUACCAACCAAUGAGCUGUCAGGUGAUAUGGAUGCCGUGGAGGCCUUCCACCAGCAAGUCAUGAACAAGGCCAGUGUCAUAUCAGUCUCAGGAGAUGCUAUUGCCAUCUUCAGGGAACUACAAUGUCUUACUCCUCGUGGUCGCUACGACAUUAAAGUGUUCCAGACAUUCUUCCAACUUCAUGGUAAAACAUUUGACUACAAGAUACCAAUGUCUACAGUACUAAGGUUGUUUCUACUACCACAUAAAGAUACAAGACAAAUGUUCUUUGUUGUGUCAUUAGACCCACCAAUCAAACAAGGUCAGACUAGAUAUCAUUAUCUAGUACUUUUGUUUGGUAUUGAAGAGGAGACCAGUUUGGAAUUACCAUUUACAGAGGAAGAAUUAACAGAAAAAUAUGAAGGUAAAAUAAGCAAAGAGCUGUCCGGUCCUACUUAUGAAGUGCUCGCUAAAAUUAUGAAAGUCAUUAUAAACAGAAGAGUCACUGGACCUGGUGACUUCUUGGGCCACCACAAGACACCUGCUAUCGCCUGUUCAUACAAAGCAGCAGCGGGAUAUUUGUACCCAUUAGAGAAAGGUUUUAUCUACGUACAUAAACCGCCUGUACACAUCCGCUUUGAAGAAAUCGCCUCAGUUAAUUUCGCUAGAGGUGGCGCUUCAUCUACCAAAUCUUUCGACUUUGAAAUAGAAUUGAAGUCUGGCAGCAUCCAUACAUUCAGCAGCAUAGAGAAAGGAGAGUAUGACAAGCUCUUUGACUACAUCACAUCAAAGAAACUGCACGUCAAGAAUACUGGCAAGAAUGACAAGGCGCUGUACGACGAUGACUUUGGCGACUCUGACACGGAGAAGGAACCGGACGCGUACCUGGAGCGCGUGAAGGCCGAGGCCAAGGAGCGCGACUCCGGAGACUCCGACAGCGAGAGCACCGACGAGGACUUCAACCCUGACAAGGCUAAUCAGAGCGACGUCGCUGAAGAGUAUGAUACGAAUCCGUCGUCGUCCGAAGAGUCUGACGCUUCAGGGGCAUCUAACGAAAGUAAGAAAGAAAAGAAAAAAGAGAAGAAACCUAAGAAAACAAUCACAAUCUCAGAGGCUCCUCGCAAAAGAAAGGAGAAAUCAAAGAAGAGGGAGAAGGACGCGAACGCCCCCAAGCGGCCGGUCACCGCGUUCAUGCUGUGGCUGAACGAGAACAGGAAGAAGAUUAUAGAAGAUAACCCCGGCCUCAAGGUCACAGAGAUCGCCAAGAAGGGCGGCGAGCUGUGGCGCGACCUUAAAGAUAAAUCUGAAUGGGAGGAGAAAGCAAGUAAGGCGAAAGAAGAAUACAACACAGCAAUGAAGAAGUACAAAGACAGUGGAGCGGCAGACGAAUUCAAGCAGAAGAAGAAGGCUGCGGAGAAGGAGCGCAAGGCUGCCGACAAGAAGAGUAAAGCACCGCCGCCUACCAAGAAGUCCAAGCCCGCUGCAGCAGCGCCCCCCAGUGGCAAGUUCACCAGCAAAGAGUACAUUGAAGAUGACGACAGCUCCUCUGACUCCGAUAAGGAGAAGAAAAAGGAUAACAAAGAUUCCAAGGAUUCUAAGAAGGAGAAGAAAGACAAGAGCUCAUCUUCAGAAGCGGAAGCCUCUUCGGGCUCCGGAAAUGAAAGCGGAAGCGGGAGCGGGAGCGAUUAGUCAUAACUGUAGCUAUUAAUUACUAAUAAAUAUUUGAAAUUAAGUUUAUUUGUAUUAAAAAAAAAACUACUAAACAAAUGUAAAUUGGAUCAGAUUUCGAUGUGUUGGAACUGUGCUGGCAGAGUCGAGUCCAAUGUUUUUUUUUAAUAGUGUUUUGUAUUUCCUUUUAGGUUGUUUCGCACCAUUUCUUAUUAUCCAGAUCUGUGUCUAUAGAAUGUAAGCAGUCACAUUUCAGUAUGCCAUAGAUAAAAUUUUAACAUUUUUUUUUUUAAAUUACUAGUUGAUUUUUCAUUUGAAAAAAAAUUAUUCUAUCGUAAAAUAUCUACAGAACCCUACAUUCCUCUUAAAAAUUUCAUAAUUGUAUAUAUAAAUGUGGUAAGAUAUUUCUAAGAAUAUGAAUGUUGUAAAACAAGAGUUUGCAAUGUAUUGCCUUUUCAAAAAAAAUAUUGAUUUGCAUUGUUUAUCAUACCAGUGGUGUCUUGUGCCAAUAAAUUGUGAGAGCUUGAAAAUAUGCUUUGUCUUUAUAAGUUCUCAAUUAUUGUAGGUACUCAAUAAAUUUUUAAAUGUUUAA
Papilio xuthus (Asian swallowtail) is the source of this 3040-nucleotide messenger RNA. RefSeq names its product structure specific recognition protein (gene Ssrp). Bases 307 to 2469 code for a protein of 720 amino acids. Gene Ontology annotation, molecular function: DNA binding; nucleosome binding; histone binding. Gene Ontology annotation, cellular component: FACT complex; nucleus. NCBI's taxonomy places the organism in Eukaryota, Metazoa, Arthropoda, Insecta, Lepidoptera, Papilionidae. The record is from RefSeq and is a predicted model, not a curated record. The transcript is spliced from 13 exons. Gene Ontology annotation, biological process: regulation of chromatin organization.